AGCAACGCAGGAGCGUGCUUGUGGCAGAACACGAAAAAUUUAUUAACUUUUUUCCCCGAUCGUUGCACGGUAUUCCAGUGGAUUGCAAAGAAGAGAAAGGAAGUUAGUGCGGUACAAAAUGGAGAAACUGACUUUACUAACGACAAACAUGGAGAUAUACCGACAACCGAGACAUGUUCCAGGUUACCUCGGGUAUACGCCACAGACCAAGUUCACCUACGGUGAGACUUUUGGGAACACAACUGGCCGCUGGUUCCAGGACUAGAGGACUGCUACUUUGAACACGAGUAAAGAACGGAUGGGAAGGGGUGGGGACAAAUAUCUCCCCUUUCCUACUUACUAUAUGAACAAUCCUCAACACGUGUUGGGUGCGCGCCCCAGAUCACGAGACCGAUGGCAAGCAGCACCUAAAUACAAACUUUUUAAUACAGACGACAGGGACGUGGCUAUCAAAAAAUGCGAUAAGGCCGCCCAACAUCAUCGGGAACAUUACAAAGACAGAACAGAAACAGUUCCACCAGUGAGACUUUUUAUCUUACCAAGUGUGUUUCAGGCUACCAAGUCUCGCAGAAUACCUGCAACGGGAAGAACUAAAAAUCAAGAGAGAGCCUUAGCAUACGCUAACGAAGUCUACAGGACAACGAGAAAUAAACCGCUGGCCAAGUCUACCGUGGAGACACGCCGAAUACGAGACGUGUUUUUCGAGCAGAGAUAGCUUGGAUUAAUAAUUGCUACAUAGUUUGAAUUAAUGAAAUUUCUCGCUGUGUUUUUAUUUAUUUGAGUGAAAGCGAAUGAAUUUUGGCAUAAAUAAGAAUAAAAGCAAUAGCUGUUCAUGA
Molecule: messenger RNA, 836 nt
Organism: Stylophora pistillata
Lineage: Eukaryota; Metazoa; Cnidaria; Anthozoa; Scleractinia; Pocilloporidae
Product: ciliary microtubule inner protein 2C
Source: RefSeq, a predicted model, not a curated record